Molecule: messenger RNA, 483 nt
Organism: Striga hermonthica
Lineage: Eukaryota; Viridiplantae; Streptophyta; Magnoliopsida; Lamiales; Orobanchaceae
Source: the annotation of a GenBank genome assembly
AUGGAUCACCCAGCAGCUGCACAGGAGAGAUUACUGAACGAGAAACUGACGCAGAAGCUCAAUGAGGUCAACGCCGCCGCCCAAACUCAUCUAGCCGGUGUACAAGACCACAUCAAUUUCACUCUACAGCAAGCGUACUUCAAGUGUGCAUAUGAGUGUUUCGACCGGAAAAAGAACCAGAAUGAGAUCGGCAACUGCGUGGAGCAGUGCAGUGUGCCCGUGGUGAAUGCCCAGAAUCUUGUCGAAAACGAAAUGGCUAGAUUUCAGGAAAAACUGAGCAGGUCUCUCACAGUCUGCCAAGACAAAUACGAGGCAGCCAAGCUCCAGAAGAACAGUAACCCUUCAAUGCAGGAACUCAUGCUGGAUAGGAACCAAUCCAUGCAGGAUCUGGAGUCGUGCGUCGAACAAUCUGUUCAAGACAGCAUCAACAUGAUGCCACAUGUGGCCGGGAAAUUAAAGGCAUAUUUGUCACUCCAAGAUUAG